Hypomesus transpacificus is the source of this 2817-nucleotide messenger RNA. It is a transcript of the gene kcnb2a, whose product is annotated as potassium voltage-gated channel subfamily B member 2a. Gene Ontology annotation, biological process: protein homooligomerization; potassium ion transmembrane transport. Gene Ontology annotation, cellular component: voltage-gated potassium channel complex; membrane. The transcript is spliced from 3 exons. The record is from RefSeq and is a predicted model, not a curated record. NCBI's taxonomy places the organism in Eukaryota, Metazoa, Chordata, Actinopteri, Osmeriformes, Osmeridae. The coding region runs from base 232 to 2817 and encodes 861 amino acids. Gene Ontology annotation, molecular function: protein binding; delayed rectifier potassium channel activity.
CGGAAUCGGAUGGGAAGGAAGCCUAAUCGCACAAAAUCAACCUGUGUAAUCCAUACAAAAAAGAGAAGAGUUCCUCUCUAAAGUAGAGUUCUAUGUACAGCCAUGGACCAAUCAUUGAACGUUUUCUGAGCAGACAACGUCGGUGCCUAUUCCAAUCCCAGGGUGUAUCAAAAGUUGCCUCCCCAGAUCAAAGCUGAACUGCUGUGACCCCAGCACACUGAUCUUACCAUCAUGACUGACCGGUUGACCUAUGGCAUCAGCAAGCCCAACCAGAGGGCUGGAGGUUCCCUCCCGCCUGAGCCCAUUGACAUCAUCCGCACCAAAGCCCGGUCAAGGAGGGUCCGGAUCAAUGUGGGUGGUCUGGUCCACGAGGUCCUGUGGCGGACCCUGGAUCGGCUCCCCAGGACCCGCCUGGGCCGGCUCAGAGACUGCAACACCCACGAGUCCUUAAUGGAGAUCUGCGACGACUACAGCCUCAACGACAACGAGUACUUCUUCGACCGCCACCCCGGAGCGUUCUCCUCCAUCCUCAACUUCUACCGCACGGGCAAGCUGCACAUGAUGGAGGAGAUGUGCGCGCUGUCGUUCGGCCAGGAGCUGGACUACUGGGGCAUCGACGAGAUCUACCUGGAGUCGUGCUGCCAGGCGCGCUACCACCAGAAGAAGGAGCAGAUGAACGAGGAGCUGAGGAGGGAGGCGGAGUCGCUCAGGGAGAAGGACGGAGUAGAGGAGGAACAUGGCUGCUGCCCGGACAAGAGACAGAAGCUGUGGGACCUCCUGGAGAAACCCAGCUCCUCUCUUGCCGCCAAGUUUUUGGCCGUCCUCUCCAUCACGUUCAUCAUCCUGUCUACAAUUGCACUAUCGCUCAACACUUUGCCUGAGCUCCAGGUGGUGGAUGAGUUUGGACAGUUCAACGACAACCCCCAGCUGGCCCACGUAGAGGCCGUGUGCAUCGCCUGGUUCACCAUGGAGUACAUCCUCCGCUGCCUCUCCUCCCCCAACAAGUGGAACUUCAUCAAGGGCCCCCUGAAUGUCAUCGACCUUCUGGCCAUCCUGCCCUACUACGUCACCAUCUUCCUGACAGAGUCCAACAAGAGCGUGCUGCAGUUCCAGAACGUGCGGAGGGUGGUCCAGAUCUUCCGGAUCAUGAGGAUCCUGAGAAUUCUCAAAUUAGCCCGUCACUCCACGGGGCUCCAGUCUCUGGGCUUCACCCUCCGGAGGAGCUACAACGAGCUGGGCCUGCUCAUCCUCUUCCUGGCCAUGGGCAUCAUGAUCUUCUCCAGUCUGGUCUUCUUUGCCGAGAAGGAUGAAGACGCCACCAAGUUCACCAGCAUCCCUGCCUCCUUCUGGUGGGCUACCAUCACCAUGACGACAGUAGGCUACGGCGACAUCUAUCCACAGACUUUGUUAGGGAAGAUAGUGGGCGGCCUCUGCUGCAUCGCCGGUGUGCUGGUGAUCGCCCUGCCCAUCCCCAUCAUCGUCAACAACUUCUCAGAGUUCUACCGUGAACAGAAGAGGCAGGAGAAGGCCAUCAAGAGGCGGGAGGCCCUGGAGAGGGCCAAGAGGAACGGCAGCAUCGUCUCCAUGAACAUGAAGGACGCGUUUGCCCGCAGCAUGGAGCUGAUGGACGUGGUGGUGGAGAAGGGAGAGGAGAAACACCCUAUCGACAACCACCUCUCACCCAGCAGGUGGAACUUCCAAAAGCACGGUACCAAUGAAGGCAGCCCACACACUCUGCAUCCCAGAUACCAGGAAGUAGCCCAACUGGGCUCUCCAAUCCGGCUGACCCCCAGCAGAGCCAGCCCCCAGCACCUGAACGCCCGACGCCUGGAGGACGUCUACAACAAGAUGACCACACCCUCCAGCCUGACCCUGAAAGUUGGAGCUGCAGCCUCUCAAGAGCAGGCUAAGAGGCUGGAAGAAGAGCUGGAGAUGACGAUAGUCACCGGUAGCUCCAGAGUUCCACAGAUCAAGGAGAGACCCUCCACCGAUAUCAAGAACACAGCCAGCCCCGACAGCUUUACCAGCUGCAUUGCUGAGUUCGCCGAAGGGGAAAAGGGCUCCCUGCUACCAAACAUUGGAGGGCAGAGGCGGCCACCUCCACUGGACCUCAGCCAGAUCUCCGCCAUAGAUGCCAUGGGCCCUGAGAAUGUCCAGCCAUCCUCCAUCAUUAAGGAGGGGCUGUAUGAGUUUGUGUCCACCCAGCCAGACAGUGGUGGCAGCAGAGGGGGCAGUGGAGGCACAACUUCCCAGGGGGAGGAUAACCAGGCCUUUGACAUGACCGUGGAAAGCAUCCGCAGUUCCAUCAAAAGCAACAACCCCCAGAAGACGAAGGCCCUGAAAGUCAAUUUCAUUGAAUCUCAGGAGGAGACAAAGGUGUCAACACCAACCAGCGCACAAGGCAGGCUGCCUCAGGUGACUGCAGAAGACACGGUGUCCCGUUCCCCACAGUCUCUCAGUGCUAGUCUAGUGGAAGCAAAGUCUCCAUUUGGGCUUCUGACGUCCCCUGUUUCCCUGGGCUCCCUGGGAGGAGAGACUGCAGCCAAGGGCUUAGAGGGUGAGGGUCAGCCAUCCAGCUUAAGCAAUACAGGGAGGAAUCACAUGGACAGGGUGGCAAGCAGCGCUAGUCCCUUGUCACCUAAACCCAGCACUCCCAACUGCUCGCAGGAGGUGGCAGGGGUGGAGGACGGAGGAGGUGAAGGAGAAGGAGGAGGAGGGGAAGUCACUGCAGGGAGCGGCCUAAGCCAGAGUGUUGGAGUAGAGAACCACAUCAUUCUGGAUGGCAGUCUAUCUCCACCUUGUGAAACGAGCAUGUGA